AUGGGGGAGAUUGUUGCCAAAAGUAAAACUGUUUUUCGUUUGAUCUUGCGAAUUCUACCUCAAGAGCAAUUUGAUGCAACAGAUUCAUUUGAAAAUAAGUUUGGAUGUCCUUCCUUCCAGACCAGGGAUCUUCUACAACUUGCAAAGGAACUUGAACUCCGUGUGGAUGGUGUAAGUUUUCAUGUUGGAACAGGAAUAAAGGAUCCCAGAGCAUAUAUAGCUACAUUAAAGCAAAGCAGGGAUGUGUUUGAAAUUGCUCGUGGAAUUGGUUUUAACAUGAAGUUACUUGAUAUUGGAGGUGGUUUCCCAGGGGUGCAAAACACCUCUGAUUUCUUUCGAGAGAUUACAAACGUUGUGAAUGAGACACUUGACGAUAUAUUUCCACCAGCGGAAGGCGUGGACAUUAUUGCCGAGCCUGGUCGUUAUGUUGUUGCGUCAGCUUAUAAUGUUGUAGUAAACAUAAUUGGAAAACGCUUUUUUCCAGAGAAUCCUCUACUUAGAGAAACUGGUAAUGCAACAGUCAAGGACAUUUGCGAAGGUGAUAGUAAUACCGUUAUGUAUUAUGUGAAUGACAGUGUAUUUGGCAGCUUCUUAGCUGGAGGGUUGUACGAACCUGGGAGUAUAAGAUACGUUCCCAAGCUAAUAAAGUGUGAAGAUGAUGCUGUCUCACAUGAAAGUAUGAUAUGGGGAUUUACAUGUCCUCCAAAGGAUUGCCUGAAUCCUUCCGUACGCAUGCCGGAACUUGGUGUCGGUGACUGGCUAUAUUUUGAAGACAUGGGUGCAUAUACAAAUAGUAUUUCUUCAAAUUUCAAUGGACUGGAAACUCCUGAGAUAAAAUACUUUUGUUUAGAAAGUUUAUGGUUCGAAGUUUUCUCCGGACAACCACAAAGAAAUGAAUAAAAACAGCAGCUAUCAGAAAUAAAAUCUUAUUUUUGUGGUUAUUAGAAUUUUUACGAUAUUUAUAUGAUUAUAUCUUAUUUUAGCAAUAUUCUGUACGUGAACUGCUUUCUCUUGCUUUUUCUCUUUGAGCUCUAACUUCUGCCAAGUCUUUAUGGUUAAGGGUUUUGAUGUCUACAUCAAUAUAGUUGUGGUUUAAAUAUGUUCCUGCUUUAACAGUUACAUAGAAAGAUGAUAGUGAUAAAGACUGAAGUUUUGCUACUGACCAUUCCAAUGCGUUGUCUUGCUAAACUUUCUUCUUCAUGCCUGUGUCUGUUUAUUACUUCUGUGUUUUCAAAUAUAUGUGUUAUGUUUGUAUGAACAUGUGUACAUUUUAAUAUACUCCCUAUCUCUCCGUGAAGCAUUGUAUGAUUGACCGCGUGGUCUUACAACUUUUUUU
Molecule: messenger RNA, 1336 nt
Organism: Mercenaria mercenaria
Lineage: Eukaryota; Metazoa; Mollusca; Bivalvia; Venerida; Veneridae
Product: ornithine decarboxylase-like
Exons: 7
Coding region: 1-900 (299 amino acids)
Cellular component (GO): cytoplasm
Molecular function (GO): ornithine decarboxylase activity
Source: RefSeq, a predicted model, not a curated record